CCUGGACACAUCUACAUUCCAACUGACUAGAGAACAAUUAACUGCCAAAGAUCCACCAGUGAACACCUGCAGCCUUACUGACAGGAUGAAGGUGAAAAUGAUGAUAUUACUUUUUCAAAUCUUGGCGAUUUCAACCCUGAGGUCAGAUUCAGCUUACGUCCCUGACAGAUACAUACAAGAGAAUGUGGCUUUACGUGGGAAGGCCACUCAGUCAGCGCAACUGCGGGGGCAAUAUGAUGCUUUCGCCCAUGCAAGCAAUGCCAUUGAUGGAAACCGAGAUUCCAAUUACCACCAUGGAUCCUGUACCCACACUGAAGGGGCCAACCCUUGGUGGAGGGUGGACCUGCUGCAGGUGUACACAAUCGCCUCCGUCACCAUCACCAACAGAGGAGACUGCUGUGGAGAAAGGAUCAGUGGAGCUCGCAUCCUCAUCGGCAACUCCCUGGAGAGCAACGGCAUCAAUAAUCCACAGUGCAGCAUGAUUGACAUUAUGACAGCUGGGGAGACUAGAACCUUUCGCUGUUCGCAUCCAAUGACUGGACGCUACGUGACAGUGUACCUCCCAAAAACAGAUUACCUUCACCUCUGUGAAGUGGAAGUGAAUGCUCUGCUUCCUUUCAACUGAAAAUAUUUCUUUUGCAAAUCUGUUUGCUUUUAAAUCUGAUCAUUUCUAUAUAGUCAGUUGCAGUAAGUCAGAAAUAAGGGGUAAUGAAAUGAAUUUUACUCUUUUGGGAGUUUGGCAUCAUGCUGUCAUUUUAGUAUAUUUCCAGGUUUUCAUGUACAGAAAACCUGCCAAAAUUUUACCUGAGUUAUUUCUGCAAGUUGAUUUAUUGAUUGAUUUUCUUAUUAGCAAAUAAAAUAAACAUCUCUUUAAAGGCAUUGACAAACAGGUUGCGUGUGCUG
Molecule: messenger RNA, 903 nt
Organism: Anguilla anguilla (European eel)
Lineage: Eukaryota; Metazoa; Chordata; Actinopteri; Anguilliformes; Anguillidae
Product: fucolectin-4-like
Exons: 4
Coding region: 86-625 (179 amino acids)
Source: RefSeq, a predicted model, not a curated record